This is a messenger RNA of Aspergillus puulaauensis, 987 nucleotides long. Its product is annotated as aldo/keto reductase family protein. The record is from RefSeq and is a predicted model, not a curated record. The transcript is spliced from 3 exons. Bases 1 to 987 code for a protein of 328 amino acids. NCBI's taxonomy places the organism in Eukaryota, Fungi, Ascomycota, Eurotiomycetes, Eurotiales, Aspergillaceae. Gene Ontology annotation, cellular component: cytoplasm.
AUGGUCCAAGUUGGCUCUCAGACUGUCGGCCCCAUUGGCUUCGGCCUCAUGGGCCUCACCUGGCGCGCAACUCCCCCUUCCCAGGAACAGGCCUUUGAAACUCUGCGCGCGGCCCUGAAAAAUGGCUGCACCCUCUGGAACGGCGGCGAAUUCUACGGCAAGCCCGAGUACAACAGCCUCGUCCUGCUCGAGCGCUACCUCGAAAAAUACCCCGACGACGCGUCCAAAUUCGUCCUUAAUAUUAAAGGAGGAAUGAACCUGCAGACAUUCACGCCCGACGGCUCCGUCGAGGGCACUCGCCGUACACUCGACGACUGCAUCAAGCAGCUUAACGGGCGCAAGAAGAUCGAUCAAUUCGAGUUUGCGCGCCGCGACCAGACUGUCCCCAUGGAGGUUACGUUUGGCGUGUUGAACGAGUACAUCGAGGCCGGCAAGCUCGGCGGCGUGGCGCUGUCGGAGGUCCGUGCCGAGACGAUCCACGAAGCAGUCAAACAUACCAAGGUUGUUGCUGUGGAGGCUGAGCUAUCUCUGUUCGAAACCGGCCCCCUCGAGAACGGCGUCGCAGCCGCGUGCGCCCAGUACGGCAUCCCGCUGGUCGCAUACUCGCCCAUCAGCCGGGGCCUGUUAACCGGGCAAAUCCGCAAAUUCGACGACCUGCCCGCGGACUCGAUGCAAAGAAAAUUCCCUCGCUUCCAGCCGCAGAACUUCGAGAUUAACAUGCAGCUCGUGGCCAAGGUGGAGGAGCUGGCGCGCGCAAAGGGCUGCACGGCUGCGCAGCUGGCGAUCAACUGGGUGCGCUCUCUAUCGCGGCGCCCGGGGAUGCCGACCAUCAUUCCCAUCCCUGGCGCAACUACUGCAGCUCGCGUGGAGGAGAACUCCAAGGUGAUUGACCUGGGUGACAGCGAGUUGGCGCAGAUCGACGCCAUCUUGGCCAAGUUUACAACUGCGGGGGAGCGUUACCCUGCCGGCGCUCCUACCAAUACAUAG